Molecule: messenger RNA, 264 nt
Organism: Ilex paraguariensis (yerba mate)
Lineage: Eukaryota; Viridiplantae; Streptophyta; Magnoliopsida; Aquifoliales; Aquifoliaceae
Source: the annotation of a GenBank genome assembly
AUGCAGAACCUUUUCAGGUUUUGGCUUGGCCUCGACUCGGCUGUCAUCUCAGCCAUCGUCCCUACUGCUGUUCCAAUUGUCCUUCCUCCUACUGUUGUCGAGGAUCUUCCUUCUAAGGGUUUCGAAGAAGACACUGCUACUUUCUUAAGGAGGAGGAGGAAGAGAUCACAGGAGUCUUUCCCUUCUCCUUCCUCGGACACCUCGUCUAGGAGAAGAGAUUUACAAUCGCUGAGUUGGAGAUGGCGUUCGAGCUGGCCAUGUUGA